Molecule: messenger RNA, 652 nt
Organism: Brassica oleracea var. oleracea
Lineage: Eukaryota; Viridiplantae; Streptophyta; Magnoliopsida; Brassicales; Brassicaceae
Exons: 2
Coding region: 141-446 (101 amino acids)
Source: RefSeq, a predicted model, not a curated record
AUAAAGAUCUGGGCGUUUUAAUUGUUCCUUUUUCUAUUUUCUCAGACAUCAAAAAAGUUGAUCUUACCAAAGCGAAAGAUCGAUCCCUCCUUGCGUACAAGCGAACUAUUAUCGCCAGGAGCCGAGAGACGUGAGUUGGCAUGUAUGGAGAGAUGGAGGGGAGCUCAUGGCGGCGUCUGGCAUUCAUAGCUUCGAUUUCUCUGCACUUCGUCUUAGGUCUAUCAGGUGAUUCCAAGAAUACAAAUAAGGCAGAGUCACACACUUCUUCCAGCAGAACAGGCACAAAAGUAAUCCUCGUACUGCUCGGAUUCGUGGCUGUAGCUAUGUUCUCCUUCUUUCUAUACAAGCUAUGGCAGAAGAAGAAAAGAGACGAGCAGUAUGCUCGACUGUUGAAGCUGUUUGAGGAAGAUGAUGAACUGGAAGUUGAGCUAGGACUUCGAGAUUAAAAAAAAAUUUCAAGCUAUCGACAAAAUGCGUGACGCAUAUUUGUUUGUGUUAGCUUUGGUUUUUUCCGUGUAAGAUAAAUUAUAGGUAUUAAGAUGGAUCAGAGCAUGUCUUUGGUUAAAGUUUUACUUUCAAGUGAUCUUAUGUUUGUUAUUGACAUGCUUUUAUCUUGGUGAAAUAUAUAAUAAAUGCACACGAAAUUUAAUUA